ACGUGAGGCACUGGCACACGAUGCCCAGAGACAUUCUGGAUAUCCCCCAGUACCGGAGGUGUUCCAGGCCAGGCUGCAUGCAGCACUGGGAAGCUUGCUCUACGGCUGGAGUCUUGCGGUUGGCAACCGCGCCCUCGGCACUGAGUGGGAACGACGUGACCUCCGAGGCCCCUUCCAACCCAAGCCAUUCCGUGACACAAAGGGGGCCUACGGGACACCUGCAGUGGGAACCAUAAACGCGGACUGCAAUGGCAGGACAGGGGGCAACGGCUCGCAACUAAAAGAGAGGAGGUUCACACUAGACGUUAGCAAGAGACUUUGUCCUCUGAGGGGCGGUGGGGCACAGGAAAAGGUCACCCACAGAAACUGAGGACGCCCCAACACCGGAAGCCUCUCACGUCAGGCUGGAGGGGGCGUUGGGCAACCCGCUCUAGUGGAAGGCGGUGCUGCCCACGGAAAGGGGGUUGCUUGGAAGCGGACGGCACUUGAGGUCCCUUUCCAAACCAAACCACCCUCUCAUUCUACCAUCUCCUCAAGUCUCCUCAUCCUCAACACGUGCUUAAUAACUACAUCAGGGGGCUCGCCUCCAUAAGGCUUGUGGACUCCUCCUGGACACUCAGACAAACCUUUGGCCUCCGCAACGUAAGAUCCUUGCCUUACAACUAUCCGCCUGCUGGUCCAUUUCCUCCUUCUCACCGGAUGCCACACAAAGCAAGGAAAAGAAGAGACGACGGAGGAAGGAGACGCGGCGCCCGAGGAGCACCACAGCCGCAGUACCCGCUCGGAAGCAUCGCUUCCCUUUCUCAUUCCUCCUCAAGCACAAGCCUUUCCUACGUAUUCUCAGCAGCCUCCAACGCAGGCGGCGCUGCCUACUCCGACCACUACAACAGCCAACCCAGAGUUCCUCAUGCCGCCGGAAACUACCCAAGGUUCUUCCAACGCGCUUCACUUUGCAGUGCUUUCUAAGAAACAAGCACAGAAAGCAAGCCACGGGCAGCACACAUCUCAAGUCGAAAGACCAAGACCCAUUACGGCAUUAAGGCGUUACGUAAGAAAAGCAGAGUUGAACAGGAAGAGGGAUUUCACUGAAGGAUACACCAGAGCUCUCCCCGCAGGCCUAAGGGAAAGGAUGAAAACAGAUAUCUGCAGAACAGCUGACCCAGAAGAUUCCGCCCCACCACUUUCACAUCCCCCUUCCAACCCUUGCAGCCAGCCACCCAAAACACACCGCCGGACCAGGAUCUCCACCAACAGCCCCACGCACACCCAAGCCAUUUGCUCCCAGACCACAAAAACCAACAGCCAAAAGUGAAAGCCACAGACAAAAUCUCUCGGCAACAGGAAAGCGACGAAGGGAAAGAUGACACGCCACAUAAAGCCGGCACCGCGGCAGCACACAGACCACUGCCACCACCCAGCCCCACCAGGCGCCUGCCCACCACAACCAGAGUCCCACCAUGGCUGUGCCUGCAAGCCCACAGCACCCACGGGGCUACAGCAUCCUGCUGCUCACGCUCCUUAUGAAAGCUCUCGCCGCCGCCGCUACCGCCUGCAACCACCUUCGCCCCCAGGAUGCCACCUUCUCUCGUGACAGCCUCCAGCUCCUCCGGGACAUGGCUCCCAGCCCACCCCAGCCGUGCCCACAGCACAGCGCGCCAUGCUCCUUCAACGACACCAUCCUGGACACCAGCAACGCCCGGCAAGCUGACAGAACCACCCACGACAUCCUCCAGCACCUCUUCAAAAUACUCAGCGGACCCAGCACUCCAGCCCACUGGGUCGACAGCCAACGCCAAAGCCUCCUCAACCAGAUCCAGCGGUACACCCAGCACCUCGAGCAGUGCUUGGCAGGCAGCGACACGCGCUCCCGCACACGAUGGCCUCGCAACCUUCACCUCACCAUCAGCAAACACUUCAGCUGCCUCCACACCUUCCUCCACGACAACGAUUACAGCGCCUGCGCCUGGGACCACGUCUGCCUACGAGCUCGCACCUGGUUCCUGCACAUCCACGACCUCGUGGGCAACACGCGCACCUAGCCCCAAGCGCACCUCCCACCCUCUUCCUAGUUACCUAUUUAUUCAACUAUUUGUACAAACGGCUAUUUAUUCCUCUAUUUAUUCUUCUAUUUAUUCAGACAAAAUAAAGCUCUCCUUUCCAAAACUGCCUGCGACUGCCUCCUUUCGCUCAAUCACAGGAGCCCCUGGCGGGGGCAACCAACCCUGGGAUUCUCACACACCGCUCUGAAAACUCCGGUACCCGCUUACUUCUUCUGUAAACCUUGCAGGUCCAGGGAGAUCCACGAGGUCGCCACAAAAAGCGGACAAAGCAGGGACACCUGCGGCAGCAGGACCGGCCCGCUUUGACUAACAAAGCCAAAGCAAGAAGCUGAUUAUCACUUUCAGCACAGCAGCUUGACGGCCACAGCGGUACCGCGGGGACGGGCAGAAGUAGCCCUACAGUUAACUCGAGCCUUGAGUACGGUCAGCAAGAACGCAAAGGCGGCGUAUCACUGCAGUGCUUGACUCUUCACGCAAAUCCUGUCAAACAUCACCCCACACAGAGAAACCCACAAGCUUCAGCUUCUAAGGGGAAGCAGAGCAGACAAAGGUAGGGAGAAGGAAGGAGACAGCAGAGCUAAGAGACGGGAAGC
This is a messenger RNA of Lagopus muta (rock ptarmigan), 2653 nucleotides long. RefSeq names its product interferon-like. The transcript has a single exon. Gene Ontology annotation, molecular function: cytokine activity; type I interferon receptor binding. The coding region runs from base 1458 to 2039 and encodes 193 amino acids. NCBI's taxonomy places the organism in Eukaryota, Metazoa, Chordata, Aves, Galliformes, Phasianidae. The record is from RefSeq and is a predicted model, not a curated record. Gene Ontology annotation, cellular component: extracellular region. Gene Ontology annotation, biological process: cytokine-mediated signaling pathway; adaptive immune response; response to exogenous dsRNA.